UCAUUGAUAUUUUUAUAAUUAAUUUCAUAUAAGAUGAAGACAGAGUAUAUUCCAAAAACUUAAAGUUUAAAUGAAGUCUCUAGCUUUAGCUCCACUGUUUUCGUAUUGUUUUCACAGUGUAGAAAACCAGGUUUUUAGUGCUGAGCCUUUAUAAAUGAGGCUCAUUCCAUGGUUGGACAGUUUCCAUUGAAAAACUAACAGGCAAACAUUAUUAAUCGACAACGGACACAAUCCACUUUUCAAAGAGCCUUUAUUUCCUCAUGAGAAACAACCAAAAGCACAAGGUCUGUAAGCACAGCCCCCUUUGGUUCUCGCUGGCUUAAAACUCCACCCUGGAUCACAUGCAAAGGAGAAAGGUUUUGAAUUUUCAAUGUGCAUCACAUCAUGACCGUGAUUAUUUUAUUUAAUUAGGACAAACUGGGUGACCUCUGAAUGGACUUUGCUGCAGAUACAUUGGUAAGGAACUUUUUUUGUGAGAGAUUUGUUACACUGUGUCAUGCUUACUAUGAGACAUAUUACUGUGCUACUAUAAUUCUGUGGGUAUUUUAGGAAUUCACAAAAAUAGCUUGUCCAUGUUUUCCUCAUGGAAAUGUGUGUUGUCUGCUAAAGACAUGGGUUAGAAGGUUGAUUUCCCAGACUGUCUUCAUUCUGCUGGUUACAACAAACCCACUACCAGUAAUCACACACCUUUUAAAUGGGGCUCUCAAGCAUCUCUUACAUAACCAAUCAGAUUUUCCAUUAAUAUUUAUUGGCCUGUCAAGUGUAACUGAAGCACUGAGGCGACCUGAGUAGUGUCAUGCACUGCUGAGCCUCUAAGUUGAUGAAAGGACUUCUGUCUGCUAAACAGGCCAUGUUUAUUCGCUCUGCAAACACUGACUGCUCAUGUGGAAGCCAGCUCCAGUCAUGUGGUAGUUCCUCUCUGAUCAGCCUAAGCGGUGGGGAGUUGUGAUGUCCUGCUAAGCCUGUGUGAUGCUACAGCUUGGGGGGGAAGAAUUUCACCUUUUUUUCCCAAGUGUACUCACUGUAUAAGCAAGGUUGGAUUACCGAUCAGGUAAAGCGGGCAACUGUCCAGAGGCCCCAAUACUCCAGGUUCACUCCAUAUCAAUUGGUUGUGUAUUAUACUAAAGCUCUAAAUUGGUUUAGUUUAUAUUGGGCACAUUUGUUUUAAAGGUUUGGCUUAUCAAGUUGCUUCUUUUUUUCUGUUUCCAGUAAUUAAGGCAUAGAAAACCUCAGAAUUUUCCAUCAUAGAGGAAGUGUAAGGCUGCAGCCAUCAAUUAUUUUCACUUUAUUUGAUAAUUAUUUUCGGUAUAAUCAACUGGGUUUGUUUAUUUUAUAAAACCUUAGAACAUAGUGGGGGGACACCUUUAUUGAGCUUACUCUAUUAGAAAACUGGAGCAAGCUGGAGAAACUAGUACCAGUGAAUUUUUACCAUCUUUGCUUAAAAAUGAGUUAAAUCAAAAAUCUUUUUUUGUAAUUGUUGCCAGUGAAUUUUCUGAGUUGACAGUUUAUGACCAUGACAUGUCAGGUAUAGGCUACUGGUUGGUUUCUGGGGAAAUAAUGAAACUGACGUGUACAGCGUGGGGUCUGGAGGGGCCCCGAAGGUUAUCCCGGUCUAAGACACCUCUUCUAAACUCUCAUGGUUUGGUGCAUGAUGCAUCAAACGAGCAGUGCAAUUUACUGUAAGUUCAACUGUGUGGCAGGUUAAAGCUGCACGAUGGCUGACUGGGACUAUGACUAUCUGGUCAAGCUGCUGGCACUGGGGGACUCAGGGGUCGGAAAGACCACCUUCCUCUACAGGUACACUGACAACAAAUUCAACCGCAAGUUCCCAACCACAGUGGGCAUUGACUUCAGGGAAAAGAGAGUGAUGUACACUGGGACAGGUGCUGGUGGAGCAGCUGAGAGGAACUACAGAGUCCACCUUCAGCUCUGGGACACAGCAGGACAAGAGAGGUUUAUUUUUUGGAUUUUUCCUUCUUUUUUUUGGAUGAGUCAACUACAAGCCAAUGCAUACUGUGAUAGCCCAGAUAUUGUGUUGGUGGGCACCAAGGCAGACCUCCAAGAUGUGAGGGAGGUUCACACCAGACAAGCCAGAGAUCUGGCAGACAGAUACAGCAUCCCCUACAUUGAGACCAGUGCAGUGACAGGUGUUGACGUGGACCGGGCUGUGAUCACCCUGUUGGACCUGGUGAUGAAGAGGAUGGAGCAGAACACAUACGGGGGCUGCAGCUCUGCAUGCCUGUGCACAAGAGAGAAAGAGGAGGGAGAGGAGGAGUACAAGACUUUAACAACUGUACAUAGUAAAUGA
Messenger RNA from Monopterus albus (swamp eel), 2308 nucleotides. RefSeq names its product ras-related protein Rab-27B-like. The transcript is spliced from 6 exons. Lineage: Eukaryota; Metazoa; Chordata; Actinopteri; Synbranchiformes; Synbranchidae. The record is from RefSeq and is a predicted model, not a curated record. Gene Ontology annotation, molecular function: GTP binding; GTPase activity. Bases 1715 to 2308 code for a protein of 197 amino acids.